Molecule: messenger RNA, 4361 nt
Organism: Capsicum annuum
Lineage: Eukaryota; Viridiplantae; Streptophyta; Magnoliopsida; Solanales; Solanaceae
Product: TMV resistance protein N
Exons: 4
Coding region: 258-3431 (1057 amino acids)
Biological process (GO): defense response; signal transduction
Molecular function (GO): protein binding; ADP binding
Source: RefSeq, a predicted model, not a curated record
AAUUUUCUACUUCCUUCAAUUAAAAUAUACCAUAGCCCAUAUACUACUCUCUCCGUUUUAAAUUUAUUUAACAUGUAUCGAGUUCAAGAAAAUAAACUCCAUAUUAACUUUGCAACUAUGCAUGAUUUUUAAACCUCGUAUUUCCUCUUUAAUGACAAGUGGAGUAUUAAUACUUUAUAGAAUCAUUCAUCUUUCAUUUUCUUUCUAUUUCUUCAUCUGAUAAUUAUCACACCGUGUGUCCUCCCUUUCAGACAUCCAUGGCAUCUUCUUCCUCUUUUGCGAGUAAUUCACAGUACCGUCCUCGAUGGAAGUAUGAUGUGUUUCUAAGUUUUAGAGACUUGUAUGAAGGUUUGAAAAACCGGGGAAUAAACACCUUUCUAGAUGAUAAAAGGAUAGAGGAUGGUGAAUCAAUUCCAGAAGAACUCCCUAAAGCUAUCGAAGAGUCUCAAUUUGCACUCGUUGUUUUCUCAAAGAAUUUUGCUACAUCGAGGUGGUGCUUGAAUGAACUAGUGAAGAUCAUGGAAUGCAAGGAAGAAGAAAAUGGACAAACAGUCAUACCGAUCUUCUAUGAUGUGGAUCCAUCACAUGUUCGAUAUCAAAGUGGAGACUUUAAAAAAUCAUUUGACGAAUAUGUACUGAAGCAUAAGGAUGAUGUUGAGGGGAUGCAGAAGGUGCAACGAUGGAGAACUGCUCUAACUGCUGCUGCAAAUAUAAAAGCACCUGAUAUCCGUGGCAAGAAUGAAUCAGAGAAAGUUCAGCUGAUCGUCGACCAAAUCUCUUCCAAACUAUGCCAGAGGGGUUAUUCUGUAUCUUCUUUGCAAGAUGUUGUGGGAAUAAAUGCUCAUUUAGAGAAACUAAAAUCCCGACUUCAGAUAGAAAUCAAUGAUGUUCGGAUGAUAGGGAUCUGGGGAAUAGGAGGAGUUGGUAAAACGACAAUUGCAAGAGCCAUCUUUGAUACUCUAUCUUAUCGAUUCAAAGCUGCUUGUUUUCUUGCAGAUGUUAAAGAAAAUGGAAAAAAGAAUCAAUUGCAUUCUUUACAAAAUAUCCUUCUAUCUGAACUAUUGAAGAAAAAAGACAAUUACAUCAAUAAUAAGUUAGAUGGGAAGUGUAUGAUUCCAACAAGACUUUGUUCUAUGAAGGUGCUAAUCGUGCUUGAUGACAUAGAUCAUAGUGAUCAUUUGGUGUAUUUAGCCGGUGGUCUUCAUUGGUUUGGUAGUGGCAGCAGAGUUGUGAUAACAACUAGAAAUAGACAAUUGAUAGAGAAUGCUGAUGCAAUAUAUGAAGUAUCUACACUACCCGAUGAUGAAGCUAUGUUGUUGUUCAAUCAACAUGCUUUCAAAAACAAAAUUCCAGAUGAGUGUUUUAAGAUGUUCUCGUUGGAGGUGGUAAAUCAUGCUAAAGGCCUUCCUUUAUCCCUCAAGGUGUGGGGUUCUUUGUUGCAUAGGAAAGACCUAACUCAGUGGAGAAGAAUAGUAGAUAAAAUAAAGGACAAGUCAACAUCAGAAAUUGUUGAGAAACUCAAAAUAAGUUAUGAUGGUUUAGAGCCCGAAGAGAAAAAGAUGUUCCUGGAUAUGGCAUGUUUCUUCAGAGGAUAUCUUAAAACUCAUGUCCGAAGAAUCCUCGACAGCUAUAAUAUUGGAGCUGAAUACGGAUUGGAUGUCCUAAUUGAUAAAUCUCUUGUGUUCAUCUCUGGAGAUGAUAGGCUUGAAAUGCAUGACUUGAUUGAAGAUAUGGGUAGAUAUGUCGUGAAAAAAAUACAGAAAGAUUUGGGAGAACCUAGCAGAAUAUGGGACGUUGAAGAUUUCGAAGAAGUGAUGCUGAACAAUACAGAGACAAAAUCAAUGGAAUCAAUCUGGCUGCAUGAUGACAGCAUUAAAAAACUACGCUUGAGCAAACAAGUCAUGAAAAAUAUGGAAAGGCUUAAAAUAUUACACAUCAACGAAUUUGAUACACAUGAUGCCAUUGAGUACCUGCCCAACAGCUUGUGUUGGAUUGAGAUUUUUGGAUAUCCUUGGGAAUCGUUGCCAGAAGAUUUUGAACCCAAAACACUUGUUCAUCUUGAACUCAGAGAAGGUUUGCUGCGACAUUUAUGGUUUGAAACAAAGCAUUUCCCAUGUCUACGGAGGCUAGAUCUCAGCAGCUCACAAAACCUAAUGCAAACACCAGACUUCAGUGGGAUGCCAAAUUUGGAGCAUUUGGAUUUAGGGAGAUGUAAGAGUCUGAAAGAGGUUCACCAUUCCCUGGGAAAUUGCCGAAAACUCAUCCGCUUAGAUUUGUAUGGUUGUGAAAGCCUUGAGAGGUUUCCACGUGUUAGUGGGGAAUCUCUUGAAUAUCUGAAUCUGGAGGAUUGCUCUAGUUUAGAGAUAUUUCCAGAAGUGAUGGGAAAUGUGAAGCCCUCUUCUAUUCAGUACCUAACUCAUAUGAAAAAGGGAGAGCUCCAUUUGUGUAAUAUGAAAAAUCUUGUAGCUCUUCCAAGCAGCAUUUGUAAGUUGAAAUGUUUGGUGAAGAUGGAUGUGUCGUUUUGCUCAAAAUUUGAAAGCUUGCCGGAAGAGAUAGGUGAUUUAGAAAACUUGGAGGAGCUUGAUGCUAGAUUCACUCUAAUUUCACGACCUCCAUCUUCCAUCGUCCGCUUGAACAAGCUUAAAUUCUUGAGUUUUGGAAAAAACAGAUCAGCAGAACGAGUGUUAUUUGCGUUCCCUCGGGUGAAUGAAGGGUUACGCUCCUUGGAAAUUCUGAAUCUCAGUUACUGCAGUCUGAUAGAUGGAGAACUUCUGGAUGACAUUGGAUGCUUAUCCUCUUUGAAAAAGUUGGAUCUCAGUGGAAAUAAUUUUGAGCAUUUGCCUCGAAGAAUAGCCCAACUUGGUGCUCUUCGAUGCUUGGACUUAUCACAUUGCAAGAGGCUUACACAGCUGCCAGAAUUUCCAGUUCAAUUAGAUACAAUAGAAGCAGACUGGACAAAUUAUUGGAUCUGUAAUUCGCUAUUUCGGAAUCUCUCAUUAUUGCAGCACGACAUCUCUGCUUCAGAUUCCUUGUCGCUUAGAGUGAUUACAGGUUGGCGGUGGCAUGGGAUGCCAAGGUUCCCAUACCAGGGAAUUGAUGGUGUAUCGGUCUAUUUGCCAGAGAAUUGGUACAUACAUGAUAGCUUCUCGGGAUUUGCUGUAUGUUAUCAUGGCAUAUUAACUGACAUCACGGCUCACUUGAUUCCCUUAAAUGAUGAUGGGGUGUCGUGCAUCACACGGAAACUUGUCUUGUCCAACCACUCAAAAUAUUCUCUAGAACGUAAUGGUAUUCAUUUUUUCUUGAUACCUUUUGCUGGUUUAUGGGAUAUUUCUAAGGCAAAUGGAAAAACGCCAAAUGACUAUAGGCACAUCAUGUUAUCUUCCUCUGAAAAAAUUAAGUAUAUAUUUCGUUUGUUGUAUAAGAUGAACUAGGCGUUUAGGCCUUGUUGCAAAUAAAGGAAAAUAAGGAUGAAUAUUGCCUCGGGACAAGGAGGACCAGAUAUGAUGAUAGCAAACACCAUGAUGAAGACAGUCGCUCCUCUUCUAAGAAACAAAGGCCACAUUGCAGCCUUCUUUCUUUUCCCUCUUUGUUUCGCCUAUUGCCAAGAGCUCAUCGAUGGGUGAUUUACAUUUCAUCUUUUCUCCCUUUAUGAUGGAUUAACCAAGGUAAGUUAAAGACUAACAACAAGUUUGACUUGUUUUCUUUUUCUAGUUGGCAGUGAAAUUGUGUUCUCGCCUAUUAGCUGUAUUCUUCUGACUCUUUCUUCUUUCCCCUAUUAAGGAGCUCAUUGAUGGGUGAUUUGCAUAUCGUCAGUGAUUUUUUAGUAGCAGAUGAAUACUUCAAUGCUAUUUCCUUUGUUCUCAUCAUCUGUCAAAUUUCUUGCAAAAACAUUAAGCACUAGACAGUUAAGCAACAAAGUUACUUUGCAUCUCUUUGCUCUCUAGACAAUUAAUGAUUCAAUCUGAUAUUGUGAUCGCUCCAUUUGGAUUAGGAGUAGGCUGUUUUAAAAUCUUAUGGUCUGCUGUCUUGUUGACAUUGAAUUGAUAAAUUAAGGUGUAACAUCCAUAUUUGGAUUACUUGUAAGUGGUUCUAACUAUAUUUUCACUCUCGUUUUGGAUUACUUUUGCUGUGCAAACUGAGCAACUAUUUGUUUGUAUGUUGCAUCAAAAAGCAACCGGAGCAAGGAAGAAGUAUUUCCAGUAGUCAAACGUACCUCUAGUGAUAGAGCAACUAUUCUUCCAUCAGGAUGCAGAGCUCAAAUACUUUCUCCGCCACCACCAAGUUCUACCAAAGUAGCAUACUUCUUUAUUGAUUCCGAUCCACUGUCAAAUCUGCAUGUGGUAGCAAUACGAAGUACAGUU